AUGAGCGCUUCUAGCUCCGGGCGCGAACCACACCCUCAGUUGACUGCUGCUUCAACCUCACUUCCACGACUGGGCUUCAACCCAAUGUCCGACAAAGCUCAAAGAGUGAGCUCGCCAUCGCCCCUGCCGAUCUCCAGGGCGCCCUCUCGAGUGCCCUCGGGUGUCCAUUCAGAUCAGCAGAACCAACUAAGCAGUCUCACCGUGUCCAGUCGGUCCAAAAAACCCUUUCUCAUUCCCGCUUGA
This is a messenger RNA of Puccinia triticina, 243 nucleotides long. RefSeq lists its product as uncharacterized. NCBI's taxonomy places the organism in Eukaryota, Fungi, Basidiomycota, Pucciniomycetes, Pucciniales, Pucciniaceae. The record is from RefSeq and is a predicted model, not a curated record. The transcript is spliced from 3 exons. Bases 1 to 243 code for a protein of 80 amino acids.